AUGGAAUUUUCAAGAGAUAUCUUAAAUACUUUGUCAAAUAAAAUCCCAAAGCAGUAUUCUACUGGCUCUUUUGAACAAGAACAAAAUAAAGCUAAAGUUACAAAGAUUUCUAACAAAAAAAAAGUUGCUAUUAAACGAAAAAUAGAUUCUUUAGAUGAAUCAAAUUGUACUUGGAAAGAUCAUGAAAUUGAUCUUUUAAUUCAACUUAUUACUGAUAAUUUUGAUGAGUAUAAAAAAGGAAAUAAAAUGAAGAUAUUUAAUGAAAUGUCUACAAAUGUGUUAAAAAACAAAGAACCUAAUGCUAUUAAAAUAAAUAGGUUUACCAAUAAUGAAAAUGAAGAAUCUUUGAAAAAUGAAUCUAUUGCAAUUUCUACUAUGAGUAAAAUUAGAGAAAGAGUAUGGGAUAAAAAAAUUGAAUUAGAGAGAAAAAAAAUAGAAAAAAAUCAUACUAUUGAAAUGUAUAAAUUGGAGAUAGAAAAGCAAAAAUGGGAAUUUGAAAGAGAGAAGGCAAAGAUAGAAUUUGAAUUAAAAAUGAAGGAAAUAGAACUUAAAUUUG
Molecule: messenger RNA, 556 nt
Organism: Funneliformis geosporum
Lineage: Eukaryota; Fungi; Glomeromycota; Glomeromycetes; Glomerales; Glomeraceae
Source: the annotation of a GenBank genome assembly